AUGGUCUCUGUCUUUAUCGUUACAGAAUCAUACAUCCUUCAGGGAGACAUCCUGGUACCGAAAACCACAAACAAGAACGCAGAUCCAUGUGUUCUGAAAGGCUGCCUGUGGCCCAAACAUGGACGCUACGUCACUGUGCCGUACGACAUCUCUGAUAGCUACACUCAAGAAGAACGCAAGAUCAUUCUUGGAGGGCUUCAGAGUUUUAAGCGGACCACCUGCAUUCGCUUUGUCCCAUAUAGUAACAAGUAUCGUGACUACAUCCACUUUGAACCAAAGAAUGGGUGUUCGUCCAGCGUGGGACGUCAGGAUGGAGGACAGUUCAUCUCCCUGGAGAAACCUGGCUGUUUGUCCCUCCGCGCAAUUCAGCAUGAGGUUCUUCACGCUCUGGGCUUCAAACAUGAACAGGUCCGCUCUGACAGAGACGAACAUGUUGAGAUUCUCUUCAAAAACAUUGAGAAAGGAAAAGAGAAUAAUUUCAGAAAAGUAAAAACCAACAACUUGGGAACUCCCUACGACUUCACCUCCAUCAUGGAGUACGGAAAAUAUGCAUUCUCCAAAAAUAAGUUGCCUACCAUCGUUGCCAAGUCCAAUCCUAAGUACGACUGGGGGCGAGCCACUAAGAUGAGUACCAAUGACAUCACCCGCGUCAACAGGCUUUAUGGAUGCUUAUAAAAUGACUUGGAGAAAUCAGCUCAACAAAAGCCAAGAAUUGAUCUGACACAUUUUUAAAAAGAUCUGGAGCCACCUGCUGGUCAAAGGUUGCACUGCAUCUCCUGUUGAUGGGAGGUUCCUCAGCCAACUUCAUGCAACUUUGAUUUGAAUUUGCUUAUUGCUUUUUACUUUACAUGAAGCCUCUGUGUAAAA
Molecule: messenger RNA, 867 nt
Organism: Poecilia latipinna (sailfin molly)
Lineage: Eukaryota; Metazoa; Chordata; Actinopteri; Cyprinodontiformes; Poeciliidae
Product: low choriolytic enzyme-like
Exons: 7
Coding region: 1-675 (224 amino acids)
Biological process (GO): proteolysis
Molecular function (GO): metalloendopeptidase activity; zinc ion binding
Source: RefSeq, a predicted model, not a curated record